Salvelinus fontinalis (brook trout) is the source of this 4542-nucleotide messenger RNA. Its product is annotated as tectonin beta-propeller repeat-containing protein 1-like. The transcript has 25 exons. Gene Ontology annotation, cellular component: membrane. Bases 347 to 4027 code for a protein of 1226 amino acids. The record is from RefSeq and is a predicted model, not a curated record. Lineage: Eukaryota; Metazoa; Chordata; Actinopteri; Salmoniformes; Salmonidae.
GUUAUUCCUCGGUGCAUUGGCUAUGAAAUCUACACAACCAGGCUACUCUAAACUGUUUAAGCAGCCUGCCCACACUGUUGACAGCAUAUAAUUGGGACCGAUGACACAUCCAAUUUUCCCAUUCCAGUAUUGAUAGUGUUAGUGUUCCCACACGGCCGUAUCUCCACGUUACAGCACGUGUUUACCGGAGAUGAAGGCGACCACCUGUGGUAAUUAGCUGUGUAGAUGCUCCAAACACCUGUGUGUAGGCCCAACGGAAGAAGGCCGCGAGAAACGUGUUAUAACUGAACAAUACUAGAGGCUUCAACUGUGAUAAAGCCGUUUAAAACAAGUGUACAGCCCCAUCAUGUCCAGCUCGCUCCUAUGGGCAGUGGACGUAUACGGGAAGGUGUACAGCCUAUCCACCACCAGAGGGCGCUGGGAGCGUGACGAGGACACCCUCCUGGAGCUAAAGCGCGUUACCGCUGGACAGAGGUGCAGCUGGGGAAUUGGCUGUGACCACCAUGUUUACCUCAAUAUCGACCCUGGGGAGGUGCCAAUUCGCUAUCGAGAGGAGACCUAUGAGAACCAGAGGUGGAACCCAGUGGACGGCUUCACUGACGUGCUGCUGCCCACUGACCGUUGGGCCUGGAGUGACCUCACAGGGGUGACCGCCCAGCCACUGCACAGCUUUCUGUUGCCCUCAAACAGCUGGGAGUGGGAGGGGGACUGGUACGUUGACCAGGUCUGCGCUGGAGUAGACCCCACUGAAACUGGGGGCUGGGAGUAUGCAGUGGACUUUCCUGCUAACUUCUCCAGAGAGAAGAAGUGGAACUCAUGUGUUUGUCGCAGGCGAUGGAUUAGAGACAGGAUAUACAAAGCCAGAGGCUCUUGGACCAAGAUCCCCUUGGACCACCCCAAGCAGCCCCCUCUCCCCCUCAGUGACAUUAGCUGUGGAGGCUGGGAGAUGAGUGACGAACCCGGGCGAUAUCACUUCCUGUGGGGUGUGUCCCAACAAGGACAGGUGUGGUUCAGGAGUGGCAUCCUGCCACUGGUCCCUGAGGGCCAGUGUUGGGACGAGGUGGAGGCCCCCAGGGAGGUGGCCCAGAUCUCUGCCGGACCAGGGGACUUGCUCUGGGCUGUACUCUGGGACGGACAGCUACUGGUCCGCACAGGCAUCUGCCUGGACAGCCCUGCAGGUUCCUCCUGGGUGGUGGUGGAUUCUCCCCCAGUAAAGGAGGGCGGAACCAUCCAUGUUGCUGUGGGGGUCAGCGUGGUGUGGGCCGUCACUAAGGACUACAAAGUGUGGUUUCGGCGGGGGGUGAACUCCCAUAACCCCUGUGGCUCAGGAUGGAUCAGCAUUGGAGGGGAGAUGAUGAUGGUGGAUGUGGGACUCAAUGACCAGGUGUGGGGAGUUGGAGAGGACCGUGGGCUGUACUUCAGGAAGGGUGUCACCCCAUCGGAGCCCAGUGGGAGGGGCUGGAUACCUGUUUCUGCCCAAUGGGGUCACAGCAAAAAGAUGGUCCAACCCAGUGCUGGCUGUGAGUUCGGGGGACAGCUGACCAAUGCUUCCCAUGGCUCUGUUCUGACCUGCGAGGACUCAGGGGACACAGAGCUCCUCCUCACCACCACCCCCCCAAGGCCACAGGACAACCCCAAAGCCUUCAUCCCCACCAGUGACAGCUUCAUCUCCAGCCUGGUGGCUGACCGUGAGCCCCUGAGGACCCCCACACCCUCCCCCAAAAAGCCACCCCAGGGGAAGGACAGCGAGGCCACCCCAGCCCCGAUGUGCAAUGUAGACCUGGAGGCAGCCCAGAGCCCCCAGGGAGAGGCAUCUUCUCUAGGCAGGGCAGGGGACGUGGGACCCCCCACCUCAGUGGCCACCUACCCCCUGGGUCUGGAGUCUCUGGGUUUGGGGGAGGAGGACGGGCCUGUAUGGGCCUGGAUCUCUGGCGGAGGCUGUGACGUGGACCAUACAGCUCAGAUGACCUGGCUCAGGCCUGCAGACCCAUGCUCCACUGCCCUGUCCAUCACCCCUGUUGAACCAGAAGCCUCGACGGCUAGGAAGGCCGAGACCACCACCAGUAAGGAGCCAGUGGAGAGAAGUGCGUCUGUGUGGGUGAGGAAGGGCAGCAUGCGCUGGUGGAGGGACUGGAAGCCCUAUCGCUGGGUGGAUGUGGGCGUGGCCCUGGAGCAGUCCACCAACGUCAAUGACAAGAGGGAUGCCAUCUUCUUCAUCUACUUCACCCAGUAUGAUGAGAAGAAGUACCUCCAUGUGUUUAUAAGUGAUGUGACGGUGCUGGUUCCUGUGCUCAAGGAAAACUCCCAUCAUGCCUUUGCGGUGUACACGUCAGAUAGCACAAAACAAAGAUGGCCGCUGAUCCUGGCUGCACAGACUGAGAAGGACAUGGCUGACUGGCUGUCCCUGUUGGCUGGGUGCUGCUGCGAGGCCAGAGGGAUCAGGGGAACCCCCUCCCGACAGGCCCUGUGGUCAGUCACCUCCAAGGGGGACGUGAUGGUCCACGAGCCCUCUCCCUGUCUGGAGGCCCCGGCACACACCUUGCCCUGUGACAUGAUGUUUUGGCUGCAGGUCCCGGGCCACCUGCGCUGUGUAGAGUCUAACAGUCUGGGUGUGGUGUGGGGGAUCGGGUAUGACGGCACCGCCUGGGUCUACUCUGGUUCGGGCAGCGCUGCUGGGGAAGAGCCCCCUCAGGGAGACAGGGGCAUCCUGCCCACACAGACAGAUGGAAGGACUGUGUACAUCUUUGAGAACCAGCGAUGGAACCCCAUGACCGGAUACACAGACAAGCUUCUCCCCACAGACCGGUUCCCGUGGAGUGAUGACAAUGGCUUUACAGAGUGCACCAAGUCCACCACCCACCCACCCUCGCCUCAGUGGAGCUGGGUGACAGAGUGGGCCGUCGACUUCGCUUUCUCAGGAGGGACAGACAAAGAGGGGUGGCAGUAUGCAGCAGACUUCCCUGUGACGUUUCAUGGCAACAAGAGCCUGAAGGACUUUGUCAGACGUCGGCGCUGGGUCAGGAAAUGUAAAAUCACCCUGACUGCCCCAUGGCAGGAAGUCCCACCCAUCCCACUAAGUGACAUCACAGUGUUGCCGUCCCUGGCUCAGAGCAGUAUGGAGCAGGUCCCAGUCUGGGGCCUCAGUGACAAGGGGGACGUCCUGUGUCGCCUGGGGGUCACCCCCCAAAACCCUGCGGGUUCCUCGUGGCUCCACGUGGGUACUGACCAGCCCUUCAAGUCCAUCUCCAUCGGGGGAGGUCACCAGGUGUGGGCCAUCGCCAGGGACAGAGCUGUGUUCUACAGGGGCUCAGUGUCCGCCAACAACCCUGCAGGAGAGUGUUGGUACCACAUCCCUUCCCCACCCAAACAGAGCCUCAGACAGCUGUCUGUAGGGAGAACCUCGGUCUACGCCGUGGACGAAAACAGUAACCUGUGGUACAGACAGGGCCUGACUCCCAGCUACCCCCAGGGCUCAGCCUGGGAGCUCAUCUCCAACAACGUGACCAAAGUCUCAGUAGGACCUCUAGAUCAGGUAUGGGUGAUAGCAGACUGGGUCCCAGGCUGCCCCAGUGAGCUGUCUGUCCCUGGAGCUGUCUGUCACAGGCUGGGGGUGGGACCUAUGCAGCCCAAGGGCCAGUCCUGGGACUACGGCAUCGGGGGAGGAUGGGAGCACAUCAGUGUGAGAGGGAACUCCACAGAGGCUCUACGUGCCAACCCGGCCCUUACUGGAUCCACCCCCCGUAGCCCACUCCCUGCCAGGCCAGUCCUUACUGGAUCCACCCCCCGUAGCCCACUCCCUGCCAGGCCAGUCCUUACUGGAUCCACCCCCCGUAGCCCACUCCCUGCCACCCCGGCCCUUACUGGAUCCACCCCCCGUAGCCCACUCCCUGCCAGGCCAGUCCUUACUGACGCCACCCCGCAUAGCCCACUCCCUGCCAGGCCAGUCCGUACUGACACCACCCCCCGUAGCCCACUCCCAGCCAGGAUACCUUUGUCACAGGAGAACGGGAACUCUGUGGGUCUGUAGGGUCCCUACUAACCCGCCCCGUUCCUACAUCUCUACCCACAGCCCUGUGUGUGCCUGAUUCCAUUUCCAACCCUGGUUGCACAUUUUUGCUACAACCCAGCACAAACAUGGUAAUGUUGGUCUAAAUGUGAAGACCAUGAAUUGGUUGGAUAUUUAAAUCACUUAGUGUUAGGCUGAAACAUGUUGGCCACCUUUGACCCAGCACUGGAAGUAUUAGUGCUUCUGUCAGUUUAUCCAGUCCACGUUCUGUGAAACUUAGUGGCAGGUGAUAGAAGUAGCUAAGGUGAGAAAUGGAACCAAGCCUGUGUCCCAUACCAAGACACUGACUGCCUACGCCACUCCCUUGGACCUCCGUGUAGUCUUGCUUUGUAUGAUUUUGUUUUGGCUUUCUCAUUUGCCUAGUUGACACACUACCUUCUCAUCAAGGUCUAUGUAUGCGUUAGCAUUUAUUUUUUGGUUUACUGUCAUCUUGGUUUGGCCUGCAUGAUGUUUGCAAUAGCUUUUUCAGAACUAAA